This is a messenger RNA of Eufriesea mexicana, 1422 nucleotides long. RefSeq names its product Protein Osi24 (gene Osi24). Gene Ontology annotation, cellular component: membrane. Bases 1 to 1422 code for a protein of 473 amino acids. Lineage: Eukaryota; Metazoa; Arthropoda; Insecta; Hymenoptera; Apidae. The record is from RefSeq and is a predicted model, not a curated record. The transcript has 4 exons.
AUGGGUGGAUCGAGAGGCGGCGCGAUCUUGCUGAUCCUGGCGGUCGCGUGGCUGCGGCUGGCGGUCGGGGUCAAGGACCACGUGGCGGCCUUCAACGAGACCGGUCACCCGGCACAGGUGAACGCGAUCGAGAACGAGGUGUCGUUCACCAGCGACGAAUCGCUGCACCCGCACGGGAUGCCGGGCAAGCCGACGAAAUUCGACGCGAACAUUAAUCAGAUUAUACAGACGGACGACAAGUCGCAGUAUCAGAUCGAGGCGACGCGAAUGGAGAACGCAACCGUGUCUCCGUUGGGGUCGACCGGUUGCCCGGAGGACGAGACCACCACGACGACGACGCCCUGCGUCAGUAAGGAUCUGACCGACCUGCUCGACAGGUUGUCCAGGAUCGACACGUACAACGUGACCGACUCGGUGCAGAUCAUAAGAAAUCGGGACGUCGUCGCUAGGAAAGACGAAAAAGGUAACGACCGGCCGGACUCAAGCCUACUCGAUAAAGUUCGCCGGUACGCCAGAGAACACGUGGUAAAGAUACGUCUGAGCCAGGACUUAAUACCCGGUAGAAAAGCUAGAACCUUCUUCAACGCAUUUGGCCUCAAGAAGCUGCUUCUACCUCUGAUUUUUGGUGUGCAGAUCAUUAAGAGCGUGCUACUCGCACUAUUCCUGCCAAGUAUCAUAGGAAGUAUCGGUAAUAUCGUUGGCAAAGGAGUCUCAUCGUUUGCGCAGUCGUCGCAUACUACGCCGCAGCCCGAGGAGAAUUUCGAGUUCAAGGAUAACUCCGAUCUGUACAACGACGACUACCUGACACGACAACCGGUAGGUACAUUGCCAGCCUCGGCGAUGUACGACGAGAGCAUGAUGCAGUCCCAGAAGAAUCCGGAAAUCGCCUCUAGAUAUUCCUUCGUCGAUCCUAGAAUAACACACGCAAAUGCCGUUGCUGAUCGCUAUUACACUAGGCACGUGGCUGCACAUGGGCUUUCUAAGAAGCAAGAUUUUAAGGUGUUCCACGAGAUCCCAACGAGCUCACUGCUGCUGACCAACUAUGAUCCCUUCUAUUCUCCUCUGUUGUCUCGCCUGGACGCCGUGUUUUCUCGUCUGGGCCACACGACAGAGGGCUGCAGAGAGUACGCGGUGUGCGCGAUGUACAGAAGUCCGGCUAGGUACGCACCGUACUCGAAUCUGGUGUCAGCGCAGCUGUCCAGAGAGCUGAACGAGCUGAGAAGACCCAGCAGCGACAAUCCCGACGUGCUGAGGUUCUUCCGGUACAUGAAGGCCGCCAAAGACGGGCAAGAUGGCGUGAAAUGCGAGGAAGCUUACGCGAACUGCGCUGUCGCGCAGGAAGAUCAGACUCUCAGGCAAAAUCAGGCGAUGCUGGCUACCUAUCAGGACAUCGACAAGCUGGUCCACGCGAGGAAGUUGUAA